GAGCUUUGUGACAAUCCUAUUAAGGCACGGUAUUGUUAAAUCUCCCAUUCUGCGGAUAAGGAAACGGCAUAGAGACAUUCCUAGGAUACAGAACCCUGCAGCAAGUGGCCAAACACGAUAUUAAAACCAAGACAGGGCCCGGGAUUAGCUUAGUUGUGCUGCCGCCUGACUCGCAAGCACAAGGUCCCAAGUUCUAUUCCCGGUACCAAAAAACCACGAAAACCCAAGGCAAUCGGCACUGAGUUUAAAAUUAUGCAAUAUAUAUGCAAUGCUUAGCGUGACGGACGGAUAGGAGCUACUCACACUGGAGUAGUGUCUUAGUCGGUUCGAGAAAGCAGGGAGCAAAGGGGCUGAACCCGAGAGCUCCGCGGGAGAGCGAGACCAGAAAAACUACAACAUCCAUGGGGCUCAGCGCCUUUCUUAUGGAACUUCCGACUCUCUCCGGAUGCGGCCGGUCAUUGGUUCUCUGUGGGUCCUGGAGGCAGGAAUUGGAGGUCAAAGCAGUGCUGAUUUAGGAUUGGUAGAGUUGCAAUCAGUCAUGCCUCUAACCCGGAAGUAAUAUCCGCGGAUAGCCCCUUGAGUAACGCAGAAGCUAUUUGGAGUGGUUGGAGUGAAGUGGUUUUCCGUCCGUCCCUCAGAGCGAUUCUGAGUUCUUGAAGGGCAGCUUCGGAGGGCUUGGCCACUAAACUGGACGAGGGAGCCCUACUACCUUCCAAUCCGUGCCUCAUGGAGUCUCCAUUCAGCAGCCCGGCGGAAGCAGUCCUGAAGCGGGAGGCGGGCAUCCCGGGAUUGCUCACUCCGCUCGCUGACCUCGACCGAGUGUACGAGCUGGAGCGAGUCUUUGGAUUUGUCCGCGACCUCGGCUGUCAACGGGUGGCCUUGCAAUUUCCUGACCAUCUAUUGGGAGAUGCAGGGGCCGUGGCUGCAAGAUUGGAGGAGAGUACAGGGUCGAAGAUGUUUAUUUUAGGAGACACAGCCUAUGGCAGCUGCUGUGUGGAUGUGCUAGGUGCUGAGCAAGCUGGAGCUCAGGCCCUUGUUCACUUUGGCACUGCCUGCUUAAGUCCCCCAGCCCGCCCGCUGCCUGUCACCUUCAUCCUUGGCCAGCGUUCUGUGGCUUUGGAGCUCUGCGCCAAGGCCUUUGAAGUGCAGAACCCAGACCCUUCAGCACCUGUGGUGCUGCUGAGUGAACCGGCCUGUGCCCACGCCCUGGAGGCUUUGGCCACUCUCCUGCGCCCUAAGUACCAGGACCUGCUUGUCUCCAGCCCAGCUCUUCCCCUACCAUCAGAUUCUCCCAGUCCAGAGCCUAAGCCCUUGGAGCAUUUUGGGCGCCACUUCCCCCUGGCCCCAGGGAGGUGUCUGGAAGAAUAUGGUGCCUUCUAUGUGGGGGGCUCUAAGGCUAGCCCUGACUCUGACCUUGACCCAGACCUGAGCCGGCUGCUCUUGGGGUGGGCACCAGCGCAGCCCUUCUUCUCCUGCUGCCCAGACACAGGACAGACACAGGAUGAAGGUGUCCAGGCUGGACGUCUAAGGGCACGGAGACGGUAUCUGGUAGAGAGAGCCAGAGAUGCUCGUGUGGUAGGGCUGUUGGCAGGCACAUUGGGUGUGGCCCGACACUGUGAUGCACUGGCACACUUGCGGAACCUGACUCAGGCUGCUGGCAAACGUAGCUAUGUCUUGGCUCUGGGACGGCCUACCCCUGCUAAGCUUGCCAACUUUCCUGAGAUGGAUGUCUUUGUGUUGUUAGCCUGUCCUCUGGGUGCCCUAGCCCCUCAGCCUUCUGGUAGCUUCUUCCGGCCUGUGCUGACACCAUGUGAGUUGGAGGCUGCCUGCAACCCUGCCUGGCCACCUCCAGGCUUGGCUCCGUAUCUUACACAUUAUGCAGACCUGUUGCCUGGUUCCCCCUUCCAUGUACCCUUGCCACCACCUGAGUCAGAGUUGUGGGACACCCCAGAUGUGUCUCUCAUUUCUGGGGAGCUCCGACCCCCACUUGCCUGCAGGCCAUCAAAUGAUCCUGGGUGCUCUUCCCUGACCCCACGGCCUCAGCUGGAGCUGGCUGAGAGCAGCCCUGCAGCCUCAUUCCUUAGUUUCCGGAGCUGGCAGGGACUGGAGCCUCGCUUGGGUCAGACACCGGUGACAGAAGCAGUGAGUGGAAGACGAGGGAUUGCCAUUGCUUAUGAAGAUGAGGGAAGCAGCUGAUACCUUGUGGGGCCAGAGACACAGAAGGACUUAUGAGUUGCUACUAGAAUGUUUAGUCCUCCCAGCACUGACUUCUCAUCAUCCUACCAGGAUUCUUGAAGGAGCCUGCAUAGGGAGGGCAAGCCAAGAAGCCCCUCACUGAAGAUAGCUCCAUGCCUAUCUUGUCUUGGCACUGGCACUAUGCUCACCACAUAGUGACUUAGUAAAAUCGCUAUUGCUUGACUGAUGGAGGAAAGGGCUUAGAGACUUUCUUGAGGCCUUCUGGGCCCAUCUGUCCCUGGUGCAGCCCAGGACCAGCAGCCAAUCCUAGUUCUGGGUCUGCAGUUGAGGGUUUGCCCUUAUUUGUUUGUUUGUUGGUACUAGGGAUUGAACUCAGGCCCUUGUGCUUGCAAGGCAGGCGGUGGAACCACUGAGCUAAAUCCCCGGCCUGAGCGUUUUACCUUAUUAAAGGGCAGGUGCUACGUUGUCCAGACUACGUAUCUCAACAUCAGCACUGCUGACAUUUCGGACCAGAUAAUUCUUUAUUGUGGAGGCUGUUCUGUGUAUGGUAGGACGUUUACUAGUAAUGCUGGCCUCUGCCCACAAGACAUGAGAAGUGUUCUCCUUCAGCUGUGACAACCAAAAAUGUCUUCAGACAUAGGCAAAUGUCCCCUGUGGGGGAUAGUAGCCACUAGACACAUAUUUAAGUUUAAACUAAUUAGAUUAAAAGCUCAUUCUCUCAGUCACACUGAUUUCAAAUACACAUAUACAUGCAUGAGAAGACAGUAUAGGUAUAGGACAUUUCCAUCACUGCAAAAAGUUCUAUUGGAUAGUUCUGGUCUACACUGAUUCAGACUUGUUUCUCAGGAUACAGAAAUUCAAAUAAACCAAAUACUCUUUCUCUUUUU
Fukomys damarensis (Damara mole-rat) is the source of this 3083-nucleotide messenger RNA. It is a transcript of the gene Dph2, whose product is annotated as diphthamide biosynthesis 2. The record is from RefSeq and is a predicted model, not a curated record. Lineage: Eukaryota; Metazoa; Chordata; Mammalia; Rodentia; Bathyergidae. The coding region runs from base 727 to 2196 and encodes 489 amino acids. Gene Ontology annotation, biological process: protein histidyl modification to diphthamide. The transcript has 6 exons. Gene Ontology annotation, molecular function: 2-(3-amino-3-carboxypropyl)histidine synthase activity.